Messenger RNA from Epinephelus moara (kelp grouper), 1135 nucleotides. RefSeq names its product transcription factor HES-5-like. Bases 1 to 579 code for a protein of 192 amino acids. Gene Ontology annotation, biological process: regulation of transcription by RNA polymerase II; regulation of neurogenesis; anterior/posterior pattern specification. Gene Ontology annotation, molecular function: RNA polymerase II cis-regulatory region sequence-specific DNA binding; protein dimerization activity; DNA-binding transcription factor activity, RNA polymerase II-specific. The record is from RefSeq and is a predicted model, not a curated record. Gene Ontology annotation, cellular component: nucleus. The transcript is spliced from 2 exons. Lineage: Eukaryota; Metazoa; Chordata; Actinopteri; Perciformes; Serranidae.
AUGUCUGAGUAUAAAAUGAGGAGCAGCCCCUCCAGGGACAUCAGAGCUAACGCUGCAGUCCAAGAAGCUGCUAACUUCACCUGCACAGACAUGGCUCCCUGCUCCACCAACUACUCCUCUAUUCACCACAUUAGGAUCUCUGAGAAAGACAACAUCAAAUUGAGAAAACCUAUUGUGGAGAAAAUGCGCAGAGAUCGCAUCAACAGCUGCAUCGAGCAGCUCAAGAUCAUUCUGGAGAAGGAGUUCCACAAGCAGGAGCCCAACUCCAAGCUGGAGAAAGCCGACAUCCUGGAGAUGACUGUGAGCUUCCUGAGGCAGCAGCUGCAGCGGGGCCUCUGUCAGAGCGACUACAACCAAGGCUACUCUCACUGCUGGAGGGACUCUGUCAGCUUCCUGUCUGCUGCAUCCAACACAGAUGUCUCUGUCACUCCUCUGCAGGGCCUCCAGCUGCAGGAGCAGCAGCUCCACCAGGCCCAGAGAGCCAGCAGCUCCUCCCCAGUCAGCUCCAUCCUCAGGACCACCUCGCUGCAGGACAGCAGCAGCAGCAGCAGCAGAGGCCCAGUAUGGAGGCCUUGGUAGAGACUCUGACACAGACGCUCUGACACCUGAGGGGACUCCCUCACUAUGUAGGAAAUAUAUUUCCAGCCUGCUCGUUCAUGGUGGGUUUCCUUAUUGUCUCAUCACAUUGAUGGACAAGUAGUAGAAGCGAAGGCUCUCACUUAUUUGAAGAUUGUCCUGCUUUGACUUUGUUUGCUUUUUCUUUGUGUUUAAAGCUGGAGGUUGAUUUUUAAUUGUGAUGGUUUUGUUAAAUCUUGUUAAACGACUGUUUACUCCAGUGGAGUUUAUCUUUGGACUGCUUGAUGUAACAGUAUCUGCCGUACUGUGUUACACUGACAGUGGCUGUUGAGAAUAUUUCUCUUCUGUUUUGAAUUAUCUAUGCCAAAUCGUAUGUAUGAGCAUGAUGAUGAUGAUGAUGAUGGUGUGAGUGUGUGUGUGUGUGUGUGUGUGUGUGUGUAUGGAAGUGGAUGUUAACAUUUUUGUUGAAAUUGCUGUUUUGCUUUAACAUUUUGGCUCUUAAACACAUUUCUAACAUUUGUAUGACAAUUAACAAUAAAAAGAUACAAUCAUAAAAAAA